AAUAUCUUGUAUAUUAGAAACCUGUAUGACAAAACGGACCCGUAAUAUUUCUUUUUCAAAAAAUAUAAUUCGCCUGCUAAGCAAUCUCGCAACCCAAGGGGUGUAAAAUAGUUGCCAUGAACGGAAAGUGCAGGAGCAAUAUCCCGUUAAAACUGAAAUCCCUUAUUUUCGUAGAUAUUAAAGAGAUUAAACGAAACCAGAAAAAGCUUGAAUCCGUUUAGUCGGUGGUUAACGCUGUCUAUGUGCUUGAUAUCAGGAUUCUCUGAUUGUUAAAAGUUAAGUUACAGACGGAAAUCUGAAUAUGAAUGUCGUAAGAUAUUUCAAGAUUGAAGAAGAAUUUUAAGAGAUGUGUUCGCCAAUCCAUGUUCACGUAAGUCUGCAUGCUCAAUAGCCGAAUUAAUUAUCUAGUGAGACCAGUAUAGUACCCUUGUGCAUUCACGAUAAUAUGCUGUAAAUAUAUACUAUGCGCUUCACAUAGAAUUUGACUUAUAAUAAUUGGAUUGUGCACGCUGAACAUAAAUAUAAUUUUAGGGAUUUAGUGGGCUGCGUACAUAUUAAGUAGAUAAAGUGGAAUCAGUAAAUACUGGGUGCAAAUGACUCUAGUCGGAUCCAAAUCGAUGCCAGGCAACCUCGUGCGGUUUUCCUAUUAACCCGAUUACUGAACUGAAACGCAAAUCGAGACAAGGAGGUAUUUAAAGACCUAAUUCAGCCUCCUGCGCGUCACUCACAUCCAUCAUGGAGAAAUCGCGCUGUAUUCAGCAGCUUUGGGCUCACGCAAGCAUUUUACUCGCUGUUCUUGCCGUCUCUUUCGCGCAGAAAACGGCUGUCAAGAAUUUCGUUUCCGCUUCAGCCAAAUGCCAAGUGUAUGAGAGGGUUCCAUGUGGCGAUCCUGCUUUUGGCCAGGCUGCUUGUGAAGCCAUAAACUGCUGCUUUGAUGGCCAGCAGUGUUACUAUGGGAAUGCAGUGACUGUGCAGUGCACAAGGGAUGGUCAGUUUGUGGUUGUGGUGGCCAAGGAUUCCACUGUGCCCCAGCUGGAUGUGGCCAGUGUCUCCCUGCUGGGUGGAAAUGCUGCCCCUUGCCUCCCUGUUGCCACUACGAAUGCCUUUGCCAUCUACACCUUCCCUGUGACUGCCUGUGGCACUGUGGUCAAGGUGGAUGGUGACUAUGUAGUGUAUGAGAACAGGAUGACGUCUUCAUAUGAAGUUGGUGUGGGCCCCCUGGGAUCCAUCACAAGGGACUCCCUCUACGAGCUGCUCUUCCAGUGUAGGUAUUGGGGUGCUGAGGUUGCUUCCCUGGUGGCCGCUGUGAAUACAGUUCCACCACCUCUGCCAGUAGCUGCUCCAGGGCCUCUGCGGGUGGAGCUGAGGCUGGCAAAUGGCCAGUGUUACACUAAAGGGUGUGAUGAAGGAGCUGCUGCAUAUACCUCCUACUACCAGGACAGCGACUACCCUGUGACCAAGGUCUUGCGGCAGCCUGUAUACGUUGAGGUUCGCAUCCUGAAUAGGACAGACCCCAACCUUGUCCUGGUUCUGGAGAACUGCUGGGCAACACCUGGCCUUGACCCUCUGAGCCUGCCUCAGUGGAGCCUCUUGGUUGAUGGGUGCCCCUACCAAGGUGACAAGUACCAGACCACCUUGGUUCCUGUGGAUGCUUCCUCUGGGCUUCCCUUCCCAACCCACUACAAGCGCUUCAUUGUGAAGAUGUUCGCAUUUGUGGACCCAGCCUCCCAGCGACGUUAUCAGGGCAAGGGGUUCAUCCACUGCAGUGUAGCUGUGUGCCGCCCAUCGGCCACUGACAGCUGUGAGCAGAGGUGCUUCAGGAAAGGUAGGGAUGUUGCUGCUGCACACAAGAGCUCCUCCCCUGACACGGCUGUGGUGUCCAGUGGGGAAAUGCAUCUGGUGGCCCCCAGAGUCGGACACAUGGCUGGCCGGUGGUGAUGGAAAGCUGCUCCUAGUGGGUGAAUGUGUUCUCACAGCUGCUGUGGGCUUGUGCCUUAAUAAAAGGUGCUGACUUUA
Molecule: messenger RNA, 2016 nt
Organism: Brienomyrus brachyistius
Lineage: Eukaryota; Metazoa; Chordata; Actinopteri; Osteoglossiformes; Mormyridae
Product: zona pellucida sperm-binding protein 4-like
Exons: 9
Coding region: 736-1938 (400 amino acids)
Biological process (GO): binding of sperm to zona pellucida; prevention of polyspermy
Cellular component (GO): egg coat
Molecular function (GO): structural constituent of egg coat; acrosin binding
Source: RefSeq, a predicted model, not a curated record